Molecule: messenger RNA, 3558 nt
Organism: Esox lucius (northern pike)
Lineage: Eukaryota; Metazoa; Chordata; Actinopteri; Esociformes; Esocidae
Product: toll-like receptor 5
Exons: 2
Coding region: 183-2906 (907 amino acids)
Biological process (GO): inflammatory response; toll-like receptor signaling pathway; immune response
Cellular component (GO): membrane
Molecular function (GO): protein binding; transmembrane signaling receptor activity
Source: RefSeq, a predicted model, not a curated record
UUCAUGAAAAACCAUUUUUCUGGUUAUGUAAGAGGGGAGGAAUCGGAUAGGGGAGUAGCCUGUUCCCUACAGCAUGUUCUCACACCAGCUCAACAUGUGUUUGGGUUAACAGCUCACAUGACUAAUCUAUAUUACAGGGUGACUAUCUCAGACCCCUCGUGUCCUUGGAAACACUAGAUCUGAUGGGGAACCGGGUGAAAAGAGUCAAACCUGCACAGUUCUUUGCAAACAUGACAGAUUUUAAAGACUUAAACAUUGACAGGGGGAUGAUGAGGAACGUUCUACUGCUGGCUGUCUUUGGUAUCUACUUUCGGGGGACCGAAGGCGCCCCAACAUGUUCAAUACAGGGCUCUACUGCAGCUUGUUCUGGCCGGUCUCUACACCAGGUCCCUGAGCUGCCUCCAAACAUUACUGCUGUGGAUUUGAGCAAUAACUACAUCAGAGAGAUAAACGAGACAUCCUUCUCUGGGCUUGAAGGGCUACUGGGACUGGACCUUAGUUGGCAACAAGUGAAUGGGCUAAUUAUAAGAAAUAACACCUUUAAAAGGCUGGCAAACUUGGAGGAGCUCUAUUUAGGAAAUAAUAAAGAUCUACUGAUUGAGACAGAUGCUUUUGUGGGAAUGUCCAACCUGAGAAUUCUGUCUCUGUACACUUGUGACCUCACUGAAUCUAUAUUACAGGGUGACUAUCUCAGACCCCUGGUGUCCUUGGAAACACUAGAUCUGAUGGGGAACCGGGUGAAAAGAGUCAAACCUGCACAGUUCUUUGCAAACAUGACAGAUUUUAAAGACUUAAACAUUAAAUUAAAUCGGAUGGAAAGCAUAUGUGAGGAGGACUUGAUUGGCUUUCAAGGCAAACACCUUCGAUUCCUCAACCUGAACAGUGUCUAUCUAUAUGGCAUGAAUGAGUAUGGCUUUGACUGGGAGAGAUGUGGAAAUCCCUUUCGGAACAUAUCCAUAGAGACACUUGACCUGUCUUUGAAUGGAUUCAAUGUGGACAAGGCAAAACUGUUUUUCAAUGCAAUCCAAGGGACCCACAUUCACAAUCUUAUUCUGGAAUACAGCACCAUGGGGAAAUCAUUUGGUUUCAACAAUAUGAAAGAUCCUAACAAGCAAACAUUUGAGGGCCUCAAAAAUAGUGAUGUUCAAAUUCUAGAUUUGUCCAAAUGCUCUAUAUUUGCUUUGCAAAAUGCAGUAUUCAGUCCAUUGAAAGAGGUAAAAAACAUAACAUUAGCCCAAAACAGAAUUAACCAGAUUGAGAGGGGAGCAUUUUUAGGUCUUGAAAAUUUAGAAACACUCAACCUGUCAUAUAAUCUUUUAGGGGAAAUAUAUUCUUUCACAUUUGACAAACUACAUAAUAUUUUAAAAUUAGAUUUAUCUUACAAUCACAUUGGUGCAUUAGGAUAUCAAGCUUUUUCCGGACUUCCAAACCUACAAAUCCUAGAUCUUACAGGAAACUCUAUUCGGGAACUCAAUACAUAUGGCUCCCCUGCGCCACUACCAAACCUGCAACAUCUUCGUUUGGCUGAUAAUAAAAUCACAUCUUUGCAAGGCCUCUGGGACUUUGCUAACUCUGUUAAGAUACUAAAUGUUCAGAACAACAGGUUAACUAAUUUAGAAGACGUGUACAUUUUGUUAACUAAAUUCACACACAUUGAGCUUUUCUGGUAUGGAAACAACUUCAUACAGUGGUGCACCUUAAACAGUGAUAUUUCAGUUCCCGCAGAAAACUCUCUGAAGUUCCUUGAGCUGAGAAACAUCGCCCUGCAAGUGAUAUGGGCACGUGGACAGUGUUUUAAUUUAUUUGAAAAUCUUAGCAAGCUUUUAGGUCUGUAUUUAAGCUUUAACUCCCUGCAGGCUCUCCCAGAUGGCAUUUUCAAUGGUCUUGUGACUCUGGAAGAGAUGGAUCUCAGCUCCAACUUUCUUACCUACCUCCAACCAGACAUUUUCCCAGAGAGUCUCAAAAACAUUGACCUUUCCAACAAUUUCCUGGCCUCUCCUGACCCAGCGGCUUUCCAUUCCCUCAGCUGGAUCAACCUUCAUGGGAACCGGUUCCACUGUGACUGCCUUCUGAAGGACUUCUUGACGUGGCUGAACGGGAAUAAUGGGACUUUUUAUGAACCCGGCGUGGCUGAAUUCAGCUGUGAGUUCCCCUCUGAUCUACGUGGUGUUCCUCUGUUGAAUUACAGCAGGGUCAUAUCGUGUGACGAGGAUGACGAGGGUCUAACUCAGGAGCUGAUGCUCUCACUCUUCGUCAGCUGCUCUACCCUCAUCGUCCUGUUUACCGUCGGAACUAUCGGUUUUGCCCGUUUCCGUGGAUACAUCUUCAGAGUUUACAAAAAGGUGAUCGCCAGGGUCAUGGAGGGCCCAAUAAAAAAGCCCCAGUCCCAGUAUGACGCUUUCUUCUGUUUCAGCAACAAUGACUACAAGUGGGUAGAAAGCGCCCUUUUGAACAGGCUGGACUCUCAGAUAGCGGAGAGCAACGUCCUCCGCUGCUGCUUUGAGGCCAGAGACUUCAUCCCAGGGGAAGAUCAUCUAUGCAACAUCAGGGACGCCAUAUGGGGGAGCAGGAAGACGGUGUGUGUGGUGUCCAAACAGUUUCUUAAGGAUGGCUGGUGCCUGGAGGCCUUUGCCCUGGCCCGGAGCAGGAUGCUGGAGGACCUCAGAGAUGUUCUCAUCAUGGUGAUCGUGGGCAACAUACCCCACUACAGACUGAUGAAACACGAAGCAAUUAGGAGCUUUGUCCAUAAGAGGGAGUACCUGCAGUGGCCGGAGGACACCCAAGACAUAGAAUGGUUCUACGAUAAACUGACACACAAAAUUCUAAAGGACACAAAGAUAAAAAAGAGAACUGACAAAGAUAAUCGUGAUGUCAUACUUGUUACAAUGCAAACAGUUGCGACUUAAAGGUUAACUUGGGGCUGAAACAGUCAUAACAUGCCCCUUUCUGAAUGCAGAGGAUCCAGCUGACUUUGGGACACAUCCCAAACAUCUUUGGGAUGUUAUAGGGUGUAGACAAUGUUGUGUAGUGAUGUAAUGAACAGCGUUGUGUAGUGAUGUAAUGAACAGCGUUGUGUAGUGAUGUAAUGAACAGCGUUGUGUAGUGAUGUAAUGAACAGCGUUGUGUAGUGAUGCAUUGAACAAUGUUGGGUCCUGAUUUUGGUGUGUUAAUCCUCCUUUCCAUCUCAAUUAAUCUCUGCCUUUUUCUCUUUCAUUCAUAUUUUCUCUCUCUCCUCCUCACUCUUUCAGUUUCUGGUUCUCUGUACCUCUAUGUUCCAAUUUCUCUGAUGUCACCUGUCCAUCAUACUGUGAAAUGAAAUGAACUAACAUCAUCAAUUGCUUAUUUGAUGUGUGGGAAAGUGAUAUUCUACUGUGUGCCAAAGUCUGUGUGUGUGUGUUUGUCUUUGUGAGCAAUUCCAAUAGGUGCUUGCGUGCAGACAAUUGUGAGCACGUGUUUCUGUGUCUUUGUGCAUGUGAUACUUGCGUGCAUGAGUACUGUGUGUGUAUGUGUGUGUGUGUGUGUUUUAGGUCUUACCAAAUGUCCCAACGAGUAUAGUAA